Messenger RNA from Carica papaya (papaya), 726 nucleotides. The record is from RefSeq and is a predicted model, not a curated record. NCBI's taxonomy places the organism in Eukaryota, Viridiplantae, Streptophyta, Magnoliopsida, Brassicales, Caricaceae.
AUGGUAAAAAGUUGUGGCAGCAGAAUCUAUACUCCUCAUGGGAGAGGGUUGUGGAGAAAAAUCCUAAUACAAUGGCCUCGUUUCCAGCAAUGUAUAAAGUGGAAUCUUUGCAGAGGCAACAAGAUCAGUUUUUGGGAGGAUGAAUGGCUUGGUGAGGGUUGUCUUAUGAGGAGAUACCCCAGGAUAUAUGCUAUAGCUCAAAAUAAGAAAAUAGCUGUUGAGGAGGCUUACCGAGUCACUAAGGAGAAAGUAAAAUGGUCGGUUUUUAUUUCAAGGAACUUGAAUGAUUGGGAGAUUAGUGAAUACGGAGAUUUAUUGAAGAUUCUAGAGGCACAACAGUUGAAGACAAACGAUGAUCUGGUUGUAUGGAAACUGGAAAAGAAGGGGGAAUUUUCUGUCACUUCUUACUGUAGGUUUCUGUGUGCUAGGGAUGAUACUGAUUGCUCAAGCUUCCCGGCUGUGCAAAUUUGGAUGACCAAGGCUCCUCCACGUAUUGCAUUUUUCGCUUGGGAGGGCUGUUGGGAGAAGAUUUUAACUAUUGACAAAUUCAGUGUUAGAGGGCAGAUUUUGAUAAAUGGUUGUUACUGCUGUUUUCAAGCAGAGGAGACAUGUAAUCAUCUACUGUUGUGGUGUCCUAUGCCUUACAAUCUUUGGUGUAUGGUACAUGGUCUCUUGGGGAUUGAGUGGGUUAUUGCUGGGUCGGUUGGUAUGGAAAUUUGUGCUUGA